Messenger RNA from Strigops habroptila (Kakapo), 2259 nucleotides. It is a transcript of the gene CCDC166, whose product is annotated as coiled-coil domain containing 166. The coding region runs from base 994 to 1926 and encodes 310 amino acids. NCBI's taxonomy places the organism in Eukaryota, Metazoa, Chordata, Aves, Psittaciformes, Psittacidae. The transcript has 2 exons. The record is from RefSeq and is a predicted model, not a curated record.
CCUACAAAUCAGUAACAUCUGAAGCUAUAAAACUGAAAUUAGAAAAGAAAAAUUUCACUUUCAGAUGUUUUUGUGCAAACCAAUCAACCACUGCAAUAAACAAGCAAAGGAAGUCAUCUCCAUUAUUAUUGUGUUUAAGUUUAGAUGCCUUUCCAGAAAGUUGAAUUUUAGUCACAAAUAGCCAGGUUAGAUGAACAAGUAAACCAGUGAAAUUCAUUGCCCUAUGCCACAGACAGGCCAAGCUUAUACUGUUACACACCAAGAGAAACAAGAUUUCUCAUGUACCAGGAUCAGCUCAUUUUCCCUACAAAAUGCAGGAAUUGCCUUCCAAAUUACUCAUUUCCUUUCCAAAAGAAGAAACUCCUCCAUAAAUAAGGACUGCAUUUGCAAAACUCUUUUUCUAGCAUCUGCCUUUCAGAUGUCACAAACAUCCCCAUAUACAUGCACCCCUUCUUCACUUUGUGGGACCUGAGGCUGCUUGCCAAACUGUUGGAAAGAAAACCCAAAUAUACAAACCAGAAAUGCUCCAGUAGAUACUGGUACCUAAUUCCCAAAGAGGACUGUAUCUUUAGUCAUACCUUUUCCUUCAGCAGCGAGCUGAGGCUGUUUCCUCAUUAAUAUAUUGGCCACUAUGAAUUUUAAUCUUAGAAGCCAAACUGCCUUUGCGUUUCUGCUUAACUGGUUGGCUAUCCCAGCUGAAACCAAGACCCUGAUGCCCGUAACAAAUGUCACAGUCAGGCCCCGCAACCGAGCUGGGAACUGAAACAACUCUGAGAAUCUCACUGCAGAACUUCUUUUGUGACUCGGCAUGUUUCAUCGCCAUGGACACGCACAGCUUACAAACAGCAGGUUUCCUUAGAGAGCACAGCCUGGCAAUCAGCAAAUGCUGUCCAAUAGACCAGGAACAGCAAGCCACAAGAAGCUACCUGGAAAAUCCAUGAAGACGACAGGAGCAGGAAAGUUUGGCAGAGUUUGAUACUCCCAGUGUGGACUAUGGCAUCCAAGACAAAGCAGAUGAAACAAGACACCACACGUGCUGGGAAAAAUAAGCAAGAAAUAACAACCAAGAAUGGAGAUACAUCCAGAGGAGCAAGUGACAUGGAAAUACUUGCCCAAGAGAGAAAAUCAUACUUGCAGAAGGAAUACAAGGUUGUUACUGAACAUAUGAACACAUACAUGGGAAUGAUGGAGUAUUUCCUGCAGGAAAAUAAAUUCCUAGAAAAGGAAGCCCAACAGAACCAGGAAGAGGGCAACACUUACCUCUCUUACAUAAAAAAACACAGCCAGAAGUGCCACGAUCUGAUAAUAACAUUAAAUGACCAGAAUCACGCUGAUCUGUCUGAAGUUGGGAUGCAGAAAGAGAAGCUCAUCUCACAGUACACAGAAAAAGAAAAGGAUGUAAGGAGUGAUCUGAUGAACAUGGAGUCAAAGUACUCUCUUCUGAGCAAGGAGGUUGAAGACCUGAAGCCUUUCAAUGACCCAUCUUAUCGGAAGGAACAGAUAAAAAAGAUUAAAGAGCUGGAGAAGGAACUGUUGGUCACAAAGAUACAGCAUUCAGACGAAAUGCACAAAAUCAAGAGCAGAUUUCUGCGGGCCAAGGCUGACUGUAAGAUGGACUUUCAUCAGAAGAUCCAGGUUCUCACCAAGAGAGCAGAAGAAGCAGCAAUACAAUCUCUAAUUCAGCAUAUCAAACAAGUAAAAGCAGAGAAUUGGCAUCUGCGGCAGGAAUUGCUCAGACUCAUCCAAUAUUCAAAAAUCCUUAAAGAAACCAAAGCUCAACUGAGAGAGCAGCAAGAGCAGCUUCUUCGGGAGAACCAGUACAUUCAGGACAUGGCACACACGCGCCACUGUUUACACCAGCAUGAGGUGCACAACACAACUGGUGAAACCUACAGGUCUCACAGCCCAUUCAUAUGUGACCAUUAACCUCACUCAUGCCAAUGUCAGCAGACAUUACUGGACUUCCAGCUGCUGCCAUCAUUAGCUAAGUAACAGAUUAUAGAGAAGAAAAUGUUCUGUAGGAGGAUGAAAGGAUUGACACAGUUCAUGCUCAGCAUGUGAUCCAGACAACAGAUCUUAAAAGUAACAUCAGCUCUAACUUUCAUGACAUCCAUAUUGAGACAUUUGAAACUGCAAUCCCUUCAAGUCACAGAAUAAACAAUGACAUUUUCUCUUUGAAAUCAGACUUUUAUGUUUCAUUAAUUAAUAAUUUUCCAUGGGCAAGUUAUAUUCUUAGACAUAGUGAGGCAAACUUCAUCU